Suillus paluster is the source of this 1211-nucleotide messenger RNA. RefSeq lists its product as uncharacterized. The coding region runs from base 370 to 1080 and encodes 236 amino acids. The transcript has 3 exons. The record is from RefSeq and is a predicted model, not a curated record. NCBI's taxonomy places the organism in Eukaryota, Fungi, Basidiomycota, Agaricomycetes, Boletales, Suillaceae. Gene Ontology annotation, molecular function: DNA binding.
CUUUGCUAUCGACCUCAGUCAAGACGUCUGGUCCCCAUAGACUUAGCCAUAUCGGCGCCUGUCAUAAACGCAGUAGUCAUUCCUUUCUCAAUCAUUUACGAUCUUCCCCCCGAAACAAUAGCUGGUUUGGACAACCGUCCACUACAAUACUACAAUAAAGAAGGUUUGUCUUACAUCCACCGGCCACCAGUGGAUCAAGCGUCGGUAUUUAUUUCAGGCUCGUCUGCAACAGCACUCUCAAAUUCACCCACUCUGUCUUCCCGUGACGCUCUUUCCUCAUUUGAUGGUCAGGAAGAUGGAUCUGCUGUGGAUAGCCCCAUAUCAUCAUCUUCGUCUCGGGAACCGUCUCUAGAUGCCUCAGCAGAUGGCAUGGAUGCAGAGUUUGCGAACCCAUCCGUGGAGUCCGUCGUACUUUCAGAGGAGUCUGUUCCGCGACGUACUUUAAGGAAGCGAGUCACGACGAGCAAGGGAUCAUCAUUGCGAUUCAAACCCGCUUCCGUUUCUGCCAUCACAUCACGUCAAGGGACUUCUUCCGAAGACAAUCUCAAGAAGAAGGCGUAUAAACAGGCAUUUUUACAAUCUGCAGCCCGUGCUCAAAACGAGAGAGAAACUAGAGUGCGGGAGUUGAAGAAACGCGCGUUGGUAAUCCCAUCUACAGGAAAGACGCCCGCAACAUCGCGCCAACGUCUCGUAAUGCAGAUGGUUUAUGAUGAGAUCACCCCGUACCCUGACGAAGCUUGGGUAUCUCAGCUGGGAGUCAUCAUAAACAGGGAAUAUCACCAAGUUAAGAACUGGUUCUCCAACCAACGGCAGAAAGAUGCUAGGGAUUCACGACAGCAUACGCCUCAGCCCACCACUCCUGCGAAUCUUGAAGCAUCUUUAUGCAAGAUUACAUGUGAUGGACGCGACUUGCGCCUCCGCACCGCCGCGCUGGACUCCUGCAAGUCAGAAGAUUGGUCCGACGCCUUCUUUGAUGAGGUGGUUAUGAUUUACAAUUUCCGUCUUCUUGCAAAGCAUAGUCAGGAAGAGGCAAGAGCAGCUUUCGGUGAACCUGAGCCUGAUGUGGGUAUACUCUCAUAACCAAACUUUGUCUAUUGCCUUUCAUCUCAUCAUCCCGCACUCUCACUGUAUGUAGCUGUAGUACUCAAGACGCUUUCUGUACAUUUUAAUCGUGGGUAAUAUACGUACCUCUUAUAAUAUGGUCGCCGUUG